AUGAACGCUCUACCUUUUACGUCCACUGAGUGGUCUAAUGUUAUUACCGAUGUCAAAAAAGAAUUUAUCAAUCGUCGUUACCGUCCUUGUGCGACUAGGUGCAGCGAUAUCCUGAAUAAGCUCGAGGAUUCUAGUAUUGUUGAGCCAGCUUAUCUCAUUUACCUUCAUUUUUACGCCGCCAACUCGCUCGAGAUGCUCGCUCGUGCACUUGACCAAGAUGUUCCGGCACGCACUACACUCCUUUACCAGGCUCGCGACCAAUACCAACGCGCGUCGACACUCAUCAAUGCCGCAGAUUCGACUGUCGGCCCGGCUUUGUUACGAAGGCCAUCUGGAACUACGAUGACACUGCCUUGCCUUCACUCAGCCGAUAGUUCUGUGAGCUCAUAUGUUUCAUCAACAUGGACGUCGUCCCACAGCCUAUCUCCUGCAUCGUCAAUAUCAUCCAUUCAGAGUGCGCCCACUUACAAACGAAAAAAGAAGCGAGUGACAUUCAGCGAUGUGCCCAUGGAGUUACUCGAGCGCCCAGAUUCACCAACACUCGGCCUUGGUAGCUUCCUGGGACCUGCACGCUCAUCAUCACCUGAAUUCUCCGGGAAUGAAACUUCUAUACCACCAGCUCUCCGGACCUCCUCGUCGCAGACUCCCCGAUCGAUCCUCACACCACGCUCUGCACAGAACGAGGCUGCGCCUCACAUGCAAUCAGAACUCGACCCUUUCCGUCAUGCUCGCUCCGUGCAUCGCUACAGCGCCCUUCUUUCUGGUCUGCAGCGCCAGGUCUUUCGACAUCUCAAUUUCAUUGAGGCGGAGCUGGACCAGCAGCAAAGUAUUGUACGAGAGGAAGAGAAGCCGCUAUCACCACCCAGAAGGGUUGUGGUCCCGGCUGCAUCUGCCACACCAAACGCCGACAAGGCUCGCUCACCAGAGCUACAGGCACGAAUUGAGCGGUUGAGGGCAAAGGGUUGGGAACGUAAACGAUUCGACGUGCGACGAUAUGCUGAGUUGCGGGAAAGCGCUUCAGCAGACAUGGAAUAA
Messenger RNA from Fusarium pseudograminearum CS3096, 1035 nucleotides. RefSeq lists its product as uncharacterized. The coding region runs from base 1 to 1035 and encodes 344 amino acids. The transcript is spliced from 2 exons. Lineage: Eukaryota; Fungi; Ascomycota; Sordariomycetes; Hypocreales; Nectriaceae. The record is from RefSeq and is a predicted model, not a curated record.